Molecule: messenger RNA, 270 nt
Organism: Naumovozyma castellii
Lineage: Eukaryota; Fungi; Ascomycota; Saccharomycetes; Saccharomycetales; Saccharomycetaceae
Exons: 1
Coding region: 1-270 (89 amino acids)
Source: RefSeq, a predicted model, not a curated record
AUGGGAUUAAGAAGGAAUCCCAGAGGAAAUCCACACAUCACCAAGUUCAUAAUUGAUACAACAGCAAAAAUUAUUGACCUAAAAAAAAUUCAGUUGCAGAAGCUUGACCUGCUAAAUUUUAAUCUUUCAUUGCUAUAUGAGUCACAAGUUGCAGCCCUAAUAAAAGACCCGGCUCAAUACGAUCACGAGCAAGCAGGAGUAUGGUGGUCUAAGAUUCCGUCGUUUCAGGCUUUCCACAAUAUAAUUGGCAGCAUUACAGACUUAUAUUGA